Belonocnema kinseyi is the source of this 2077-nucleotide messenger RNA. It is a transcript of the gene Ran, whose product is annotated as GTP-binding nuclear protein Ran. The transcript has 3 exons. Gene Ontology annotation, cellular component: nucleus; cytoplasm. Gene Ontology annotation, molecular function: GTPase activity; GTP binding. Gene Ontology annotation, biological process: protein import into nucleus; ribosomal subunit export from nucleus. NCBI's taxonomy places the organism in Eukaryota, Metazoa, Arthropoda, Insecta, Hymenoptera, Cynipidae. The record is from RefSeq and is a predicted model, not a curated record. The coding region runs from base 386 to 1033 and encodes 215 amino acids.
UUUUGUUACCUUAAAAAUCCAAUCAAAUUUUUUACAGUUUGGGACAUCUGUGAGGAUUUUAUGAAAAAGAAAAAAAUAUCUAUCCAAGCACUCAACGUGACACAGCCCUGGGUUUUCAACGGCAGAUGUCAAGCGACUACACAAAUUCUUUAAAAUUGACAAAAUCGUAGUUUACUUUGAAAAAAUAAGAACGGUAAAAUUCAAAUUUGUUUUUUUGGCGACUUUUGGACUCCCUUUGAGCUCUAUUGUCGGCGGUUCAAAUUUGACGAAUGACGAGGAAGCGAGUCCCUACUCGUCAGUCCGAAGGAAACACGCCAUUGUGAACCAUAUCGACUGUGCAGCACGAAUUUUUGCAAAACAACGCACGAAUAAAAUCAAGUAAAAAAUGGCGCAGGAAGCGGAUAUGCCAACUUUCAAAUGUGUGCUGGUAGGCGAUGGAGGUACCGGAAAAACAACUUUCGUAAAACGCCAUCUUACAGGAGAGUUUGAAAAGAAGUACGUCGCCACUUUGGGUGUGGAAGUACAUCCCUUGAUCUUCCACACGAAUCGAGGUCCCAUUAGAUUCAACGUCUGGGACACGGCUGGUCAAGAGAAAUUCGGUGGUCUCCGAGAUGGUUACUACAUUCAGGGACAGUGUGCGAUCAUCAUGUUUGACGUUACGUCCCGAGUGACGUACAAAAAUGUACCAAACUGGCACAGGGAUUUGGUCCGAGUCUGCGAAAAUAUUCCAAUUGUCCUUUGCGGCAACAAAGUCGACAUUAAGGACAGGAAAGUCAAGGCCAAGAGUAUCGUUUUCCACCGAAAGAAGAACCUCCAGUAUUACGACAUCAGUGCGAAAAGUAAUUAUAACUUCGAGAAGCCCUUCCUGUGGUUGGCGCGCAAAUUGAUUGGAGACCCCAACCUGGAAUUCGUCGCGAUGCCAGCACUUCUUCCACCAGAAGUCACGAUGGACCCACAAUGGCAGCAACAGAUCGAGAAAGACCUCAAGGAAGCCCAAGAAACGGCUCUACCAGAGGACGACGAAGAUCUCUAGGUUAUUUUUAUCCCCCAAUAUCCUCGGCAGGUGCGUGCGAGGCCUCCUCGAGUACGAACUGUGCUUGCCUCGUUUGGUCCAAGAAUCGGUCUUUUACAAACUUAAUGUUUCUCGUCUUUCCUUUUUCUUUCAAUUGGUCGGUCACUCAAUGCCGAAGGCCGUAAAUAUUUAUGUGAUUCUGGAUAAUAAAGUCUUGUUUCGAACGGAGCUUGCUUUAAUUUCACAAUUUUCGACGUUCUUCUAAAUCCGGAGAAAUCGACGUAAUAUAUCUGCGAGAAACUGGUUCCUAUCUAUCGACCUCAGUAUUCGAGUUUCUAUCACUCACAAGAGGGAAACUCGUUGCUCUCAACAUAGCAUAAUUAAAUGGCAAGAUUAAUUUUGUAAGGGGGAAUCUUCGGAUCGAAACGAAAAGUUAUCUAUAAACGUGAGCAAUCGUUAAGUAAUUGUAAAAAUUGCUUUCUUUUGUAAAUUGAAGGACGGUGAGGAGCCAUCAGACAUCAGUCUGUCUGAGUGACUCGCCUUCGGCGAAACUUAAAUUAUUAACAUGGCAGUAGAGCAAUUGAUAGCCGGCAGCAUUGACGCCAUUUCCAUAAACUUUUCCGAACGUUGUUUUAUUGGCUCCGCUUGAAGAGAGGGAAUUAUUUUCCAUGUUCCGCGAUUUUUCACUGGAAGAAGGCGCUUAUUCCAGUCUGUUAUACCUGUUUCAAGUUACCGAGGACUGUUUACUAUUUUUAUAUAGCAGAAGCGAAUGUAUGAUUUGUUUCACGGAAAUUGUCGAGUUUUUUCUACUUGCAGCCGUUUGUGUCCUUUGGGAAAUAUCUGUAGCGAAAAUGUUGCAUUUGAUCUUUAUUCAAAGAGAGCGAAAUGUGUAAAGUCUGUAGAAUAAUAAUAAUACAUUUUUCUGAUCAAAUAAUUAUAGUCAAUGUGGCGAGAUUUGUAAACUUAUCCUGUUUGUUUUGUGGAUGAAAGUUUGAUUGCGACUACCUUGAGCGGAUUGUAUUUCUGAUAUCUGAAUUCAAUAAAAUAAAUAAAACACGAAUUAAA